Molecule: messenger RNA, 5265 nt
Organism: Lasiodiplodia theobromae
Lineage: Eukaryota; Fungi; Ascomycota; Dothideomycetes; Botryosphaeriales; Botryosphaeriaceae
Exons: 4
Coding region: 1-5265 (1754 amino acids)
Source: RefSeq, a predicted model, not a curated record
AUGCAGCGUGCCCGGAGGCUGCCAGUGCUUGCCCAGUGCCCGCCCAGUGCCAGUGCCCCCGACGCCUCCUCCAAGCACACAGGUCCGACCUCGAGCGCGCCGCACGUCUCGAGCCUCGACUUGCGCGCCUCCCCAUGGCGCGAUGAUCAGACGCAACCAGCACUCUUCCUCGCCGUCGGCGCCGGCCCAUUCGUCUCCGCGAGCCCUACGCCGUCCGCCCCCGAAAUCCAUGACCCUCCCCGCGACGCCGCGCGCCGGUCCCCCAGCCCGCACAGGUCGCCCACCCCGUCCGACCACGCCUCGAAGAUGGGCAGCCGGCUGGCGCAGAACUCGACUCAUGACCCCGACCAGCAACAGCAACCACAACAACAACACCAUGAGAAGCCCGCCCCCGCGCAGACCCGGCCGCAAAUGCCCAUCUCCGCUUCUGCCCCCGCCGGCCGCCUCCCGCGUCUGCUCCCCGCCGACGUCUCGCAGUAUUCCGAGCCCACAUUCCAUCCUGAUAUAGUCUCGACCUCCUCGACCUCGCUCGCCGAGCUGGCCCACCUCAUUCGCCUACAGAGCUACCAAGAACAACGCCGCUGCCAUGCCCGCGUGCGCCUGCACCGCUCGCUGGUGGCCAACGCCCUCUCCGCGCGGCUGGUUCAUUGCGGAGAGCUGGUUCACCGCACACUGGUCGACCACUUCCGGUCCGACGACAAGAAGGGCUUUGCCCAGCUGUACAAUGCGCUCCACGAUGUGCGCAAUUCGUGCGACGCAACCCGGCGCUAUGCGCUGCUGGAACCCGAUCUGGAGUUUGGGAAGACCAAAACCCUGAAAAAUGAGCGCGUUAAUUCUUUUUCUACUUUUAUGCAUGAGAUACCCACCAAAACCCGGGAUGAUCUGUUGGAGUUUCUUUCCGAGUUGCGCACUAACCCAGACUUUCUUGCUACCCGUAUCACCAGUCUUUCGCAGCAGGAGCUGGCCUCGUUGACCACCUUCCGCCAGGCCCUGGAUCCUAUAGAUUCCGUCAUGGCGUUACAGGCCAGGGGCAAACCCGUCCCCAGUUCCCAGAAGUCUCAGGUUUUGUCUGGCUCCACAGCAGUAGAACGUCUACUGUCUUUUCAACGCCAUGAUCCCCUUUCCGCUCUCAUCUACACCAUCUUUGCCAACUCUUCUGGCCCGGACUCUACCGAGGAUCUCCGCCGGACGGAUAUUUGGUCCACCACCUGUGCCAGGCUCAUCACUGAGGGGAAGCCAGGCAGUGACAAGUUCAUCAAGAGCGUCCUGGAUGCCUGGGCCGGGAUGCGGGAAUGGCCAGGAAAGACCAAUCUGGAACUCUACCUCAUGGAGGUCCUACAGGAUGGCCAAUUCCUUCUUGAGAAGACUGAGGACGCAUCCAGGCAAAGAGGCCAGCCCGAGGCUCGGAACACCAAGGAUACGAUUGCCGCGGAUGAGUUCUACGAUCGAUCUGUCCUGAGGUUGUUCGAAGUCAUCGAUGAUGAGCCAAGCGCCGGAGGCAUUCCUGAAGGCAUUCUAGAGAUAGGUACGGCAAUCCUGAAGAAACUUGAGGACUCACGGAAGCAUCGCACUGCGGCACAAACCUUUAUCGUCUCGAGAUGGUUCUUUUCGACGUAUCUUCUCAACGCUAUAAUUCACCCAGAAAGCCAAGGCAUCAUGACAGGUCACCACAUCACGGAGCAUGCGCGGCAAAAGAUCCUGAAGGAGAUUGCCAUCCGGGCGCAGAAGCAGGUCCUGGACAUGACCUACAAUUGGAAACAAGCCGUCCCCAUCCUACCAGAAAUCCGCCACCACAUCGACAACAUCAUGAACAGGUUCAAGACUCGUGGUCCCCACAAGCCCGUUCUUCUUCCUGCCAAGGCAAUCACUUCUCCUCGUGAGACUAUAGAGGUUCAGCCCUUUGUUGUCAUCUGUCCCUCCGAUAUUGUCACCAUUGUCAACAGCCUGUACCCUGAGAGACGACCAUCGUCCAGUCACACCGAAGAUGGCCAUCACCGCGGCCUAGCGUCCGGGGCUUCAUCUAUCUCUGGUGUUUCCUUGGCUUUCCGCAACUCAUCGCUUGGAGAUGCGAGCUCCAUCUUGAGUCAAAGCGCAGCAUCCUCCAUGACCAGUGAUACCACUUCAAGGGAGCCGCUUCUCGAGCCACAUCUUGGACCCGUCGAUAGCCACCAUCCUCUUGCUACAGGUAAUGGCUAUCCGGAGAACGAGCACAAGGUGGAGCCUACUGAGGAAUACGGCCAUAAGAUCAGGAUGACUUGCUCGGAACUGACCCGAAUUCUUAACGCCACGGGCUCUUGUCACCCGUGUGCUGAGAAGUGGGCCGUCCUCUACGUUUCCUCGGAUGGCAAGGAGCUCAGGACUCGCAUGCGCAAAGACACCGAGACUGAUGACGAGCCUGACGAGGAUUCUACCGAGAGCGAAAGCGAGGAUGAAGGCCUCGGCGACAGGAUGGAGCUGGAGAACGAUUACCAUGCAAUCAAGAUGGCCAUCAUCAAGCUGGUCGAAGAGUACGAGAUCCCGAAGGAGCUCGCUCCUGAGAGUGAGUCCAAGGGAUUCAGCAACCGGGCGUCCGCUCUUCGCCGUGAGGCACGGCCGUCUGGCCCCAACAGGGCAUCGUCAGCGCCCCUUGGUGACAAGAACCCGUAUCACAGCACCAGCCAAAGCCAGCUGUCGACCAUGUUUGCCAACCAGAGAGGGACUCCUCCAUCAAGGAUGAGGCUAUCUCACGGUCGGAACAACUCGAACGCGGAUCUGAAGGAUCCCGCAAGCGAGAAACCUUCGGUCCUCGUCACGAUGCUCGAGGCUGCCAUGAACCAAUGUCAAGCCCGCUCGGAUUUCGUCAACGCGCAUCUUUACUUCAAGACACUCCAGCAGCUGCGGAAGAUCCAAUCUGCGUCUCUCACACGCAAUGGGUACGCUGCAUUGCUGAAUUACUUUGGCCGAGGCCCACGGGAGUCGGUCGCCAAGUCAAGUAGUGCCAUUGAGGAGUUCGAGGCCUGGUUUGUGUGGCUCAAGCAGUCCCAGGAAAGGCAUGAUGAGGCCAUCGAGGACAUGAUGAAUGGCAUGAAGUCCCUGAGAGACAAGAUGUGGUACAUCACUGAUGUGCGCAAUUCAGCUGGCUAUGAGGAAGCCAAGAAUGUUGCGCUGGCAUUGAAGAUCAUGGGUCAGCCGACCAAGACCCUGGAUGGCAAACCAAUCCAGACCCACCGCCCACGCAAUCCCUCCAAGGUCGCCAACAAUUUCCUCUUGAAGACUGAAGCGCAGGUUCUCGACCUGAUGGCCGCCCCGUCUGACCAUGGUGGGCCCAAUAAGCUGGCUGACGAACAGUCAGACAUGACGCUUCGUUGGCUCAAGCAGUAUGCAAUUGAGAGUUCGUUCUGCAAAGGUGAGGAGCGGAUACAUCGCUUCUGUCUGGAGAUCGACAAGUGCGUCAACAAGCUCGUCGGUGAUGGCAUUCUCGAUGGACCUGUCCUUUGGUCCAGCGAGCUGUACCGUCGGGAUAAGGAGGUUCUAGACACUGGUCGCCAGAAAGGUGAUUUGUACCUGACUGGCGUCGGCACUCUGAGCAUUGCCGGUGAUGAAGAGUAUGAGUCGCACCCAGGCAAGUCGAGUCUACGCAGCCUCGACUUUGCGCAACGUGCCAGCAACAGCAGCCUGCGCUCUGUGCAUCGCAACGGCUCUCAACAGAGCUUUGAUUCCGGUAAGUGGAGCGGAUCGAGGCCCCUCGAUCUCAUGGACUCCCAGGACUACUUUGGCGGCUCCAGCCCGGUCCUGUCCAUUGAUUCCUCCAAUACGUUUUGGUCGCCUUUCCAGACUCAGGCUGCGACGUCGCCCACGAGCGCAACCAGCAUUCGUCCAGGUUCUUCCCGCGGCACGGUUAUGCUGAAGCAGUCGGCGACCGUGAACGAGGACAAGCGUCGGUUCCUGCUGGACCUGAAACAGACUUUGACAGGCUUAAUCCUCAGCGAUCUGGGGACCAUUGUUUUCAGCAACGGUAGUGAGACAGAUUCAUGGUUCUCCGGUGAACUUGGUGAGGAGUGCCUCGUCCGCAAGGAGGAAGAAGAGAAGCGUCGCAAGCGCGCUGCCCGUAAGAAGAGCAUGAGGAACCUCCGAAGCGCAGCGAAGGAGCAGCGUGGUGGUCCCGGCUCAGAAAACCAGUCCUCUACCGAGCACUCCAGCUCAGGUACUGAUGCCACUGCCCGUUCGGCAGGCAUUUCCGCCAAGAAGGCCGGCCUUCUCGAGUUUCCCUUCAACUCUGCUUUCCGUCGCCUUUUGCACAAGUUCGCCACUCACCCUAACCCUUUCUCGAAGCUUCAUGCGCUGUAUGAGCUUGAGUUGUUGAUCAUCGCCUCGCUCAGCAGCCGCACCGGCCGGCACUACAGCCGCAGAGAGACGCUGCCCACGGUGCCGCAGUCCCCGACUCUGGGAUCUGUGCCUGAGUUCAGCUCUCGUGAGGCUACCGCUAAUCACGUUCAGGCUCAGAACUUGGAAGAAGCCAUUGCCAAUUGCGAAGGUAGACGCUCGCACUCCAUGAUGAACGGCCAAGAGGCUUCGGCUGCGCCAUCUUUCCGCAACGGUGCUCGUUCACCAACCGGGCCACCCAGCACCGACAUGAUAGUCGAUGUGCUCACCGGGUUGUUCCGUGAUGCCAACAUCCGACCCAAGACGCUCUUCCGCGACCUGCAGUACAUCGCAUCCUUUGUGCCUGCACAGAUGCUCGAUAAGACUGCGCGCGGCAAGGCGUUCUGGGAUGCUGGGCUCGCCGCGCUUGGUCUCAAGCAAGACAUCUGCCGUAUUAUGGUGGAGAUUGCGGACGACAUCGUGGCGCUGAACACGCAGAAUCGAUCUGCGGCCCUGCAGCACGCUGCCAACAGCAGCAGCGGCGCCUCUGAGAAGGCUGGCAUCACGAACGCCGCGGUCGCUCCGUCUCCGGACGACCCGCUGAACAAGUUCACCAUGGAGGAUGCAGCGCGCAUGCUCAUCAUCACUGCCAAGGAGGGCGAUGCGGUGGCUGAGCGUGAACUCGCCAUCUUCUACCUGACGCAUCCCGACCUGCUGCCACGCACGACGCUGCCUUUGACCAAGCCCACCGAGGUGUUCAAGGCGGAGCUGCUCCAGCGUGAUCGCAAGCGGGAAGAUCCUGCCCGUAGCGACCCCAUCACCAUGUGCGUUGCGCAGCACUGGAUGGAGAUGUCGAAGCGUGGCGGCGAUCAGUUGGCUACCAAGUACCUCCGAGCUCGCGACGAGAUGGAGAGGAUCCCAUAG